AUGAUCGCAGGCGCCGGGAUGAGGUGGCUGGGGGGAGAGGGAUGUACCGGCGCGGCGGCUGGGCAGAAGCAGAAGCGGGGGCCGCCGGCCCGUCGGCCGGGCGAGCCCAAGCCCAAAAAGGGGGCCAUGAAAGCGCAGGCGACAGCAAAGGCGAGCAGCGCCUACCUGCACGAGGUGCACACCGCCCAAGAGCUGGGCCAGGAGGCAGGGUGCGGCGAUUUCACAGCCCGCAACACCCUGGAAGAGCUUUGCGAGCGGAAGGUGGUGAAGAAGAUCAAGUCGAGCCAGGGCGUGAUGCAGCGGGGCAAGUCGGCGAGGCGCCCCACCAAGGGCACCAAGCCCGCCGGCGUGGGCGGAAGGCGCGGCGGCACCCAAGCAGGCGCCGCUGGACCCAAGCUGUUGGAGGAUGGGGCCUGGGACGACGCGGUGCUCACCCUGCAUGAGGUGAUGAGCCGCGCAGCGGCGCUGAGGGGGAGCGGCGGGGAGCUGGGGCGGCUUGCGGCGGCCUUCAACCGCCACGUCGCCUGCACCGCGCUGGAGACGGCGGCCGACAAUGGCCACCUCGAGCGCUUCGAGUACUGGGGCGCCGCCUGGCGGGAGGCUGAGGCACAGAAGUCGGUGGUGGACCGCGUGCGCGCCCACGUGGCUGCCGGCCACCUGCAGGGCGUCGUCCGCACGGCGCUGGAUGUGCAGCAGGACGUGGACGGCCAGCCAUACCCGGCGCUUGAUGCCGAGGCGGCAGCCGGCCGCCUGGAGCGCGUCCUGGUGCAGGGCCCCACCUCUGAGCACCACCCCGAGACCGUGGACUAUACCGCGCCCACCACAUCAGCGGACACCCACGAGCGAGUGAGCUGGCGCCAGGAGCAGCAGUCGGGCGCGGACUGUAUGCGGCGGCUGGCCCCCACCCUGCCCCACCGCGUCAUCACCAUCCGCGAGGCGGCGGACGAGGCGGGCUGCAGCUACCCAGCGGCGCGCGGCGCGCUGCAGCUGGAGGUGGCCCUGGGCAGGCUCAAGGUCAUCGAGCACCGGGGCAACAGGCACGACCACCCCGCCGUCAAGGGCUUCACCCACAUCCACGCGCCCGACUCCAUCACCAGCGCCUGGGUGCAGGAGCAGGGGGGUCCAUUUAACAUCAUGCGGACAUUCAUCGAGAAUGGCAUGCUGGAGGGCAGCGUGUACAGCCCAGGCGAAGUGGCGGAGCUGGGGUCGGCUGCAGGCACGAUCUCGCCUGCUUGGCCUCUAUGCGCUGCCGGCGGCGUGCAGCGCGUCCAACGCCAGGCCGCCGCGCUGCAGCGCUGCUCUGCGGUGCUGCAGGACGGCGCCCAGCUGCAGGCGCAGGCGGUGACGGUGGACGACACCCCCGCCAAGCCGCAAUCCUCGCUGCACCAGAUCACCCGCGAGCAGGCGACGCUGCUGCUGAGCCGGCACAGCGCUGCCAGCGCAGUGCCCUCCCACCCUCGGCACGAUCUGGACCCCUUUGCCCCACACACACGCAGGUUCAGCCAGGGCUGGCACAUCCCGCCGCCCGAUGUCGCGGUCCUUGCCUACGAGUCCAGCACGCGGCUGGAGGCGGCGCAGGCGCUGCCGCGCCCUCCCCUGGGAUGCCAGGCGGGUUGCCGUGGUUAA
This is a messenger RNA of Chlorella variabilis, 1626 nucleotides long. RefSeq lists its product as hypothetical. The coding region runs from base 1 to 1626 and encodes 541 amino acids. The record is from RefSeq and is a predicted model, not a curated record. The transcript has 10 exons. Lineage: Eukaryota; Viridiplantae; Chlorophyta; Trebouxiophyceae; Chlorellales; Chlorellaceae.